This is a messenger RNA of Cornus florida, 5487 nucleotides long. RefSeq lists its product as uncharacterized. The record is from RefSeq and is a predicted model, not a curated record. The transcript is spliced from 3 exons. Bases 187 to 5310 code for a protein of 1707 amino acids. Lineage: Eukaryota; Viridiplantae; Streptophyta; Magnoliopsida; Cornales; Cornaceae.
AAACUUUUAACCUUCCUUGCUUACGAAGUUUACCGUCUUUAUAUUCAGCAUUCUUUAGCCCCUCAGUCCACACAAAGAAACAGAGCUAAUUUCAUCUCACUCACUCUCUCUCUCUAGAUACAUACAUACAGAAAUAUAUAUAUAUAUAUAUAUAUAUAUAAACUGUUUUGAGGAGAUAUAUCAAAAAUGGCGACGCCUCAGGAACACAUAGAGCAGAUAAGGAAAACGAAGUUCUCUAUAGGGGAAGAAAUAUCGAAUCCGCUCACUGAAGAUCUUCAUCAGGCUGUUAAGAAUCUCUCUGCUGAACUCUACGCCAAAGAUGUCCAUUUCCUAAUGGAACUUAUCCAGAAUGCAGAGGACAAUGAGUACCCAGAAGGGGUGGAUCCAUCGCUGGAGUUUGUGAUAACGUCUCGAGACAUCACAGGGACAGGGGCUUCAGCGACUUUACUGAUAUUCAACAACGAGAAAGGCUUUUCCCCUAAAAACAUCGAAUCCAUUUGCAGUGUCGGUCGCUCCACCAAGAAAGGCAACCGUAAACGCGGCUACAUUGGCGAAAAAGGAAUUGGUUUCAAGAGCGUGUUUCUGAUCACAGCACAGCCUUACAUAUUCAGUAAUGGCUAUCAGAUAAGGUUCAAUGAAGAACCUUGGUCGCAGUGUAAUGUUGGUUACAUUGUUCCUGAAUGGGUUGACGAGAACCCUGAUCUUUCUGUCGUAAAACAAGUAUAUGGCUCUGGUACUACCCUUCCAACAACAACAAUAAUCUUGCCUUUGAAGCCUGACAAAGUCAAACCUGUGAAGCAGCAACUCUCAAAUAUUCAUCCUGAAGUUUUGUUGUUCCUUUCAAAGAUAAGGCGGCUUUCAGUUAAGGAAGAUAACGAGGACCCUAGGCUCACUACUGUCAGUUCAAUAGCUCUAUCAAGUGAGAAAAACUUCGUUUCAAGAAAGAACAUUGAUGCUGAAUCCUACGUGCUCCAUCUCUCGGCUGAUGGAAGUGGUGGCAAUUUGGAAAGAGAGUGCGGCUACCAUAUGUGGAGGCAGAGGUUUCCCGUCAAGCAGGAAAAUAAAGUAGAAAGAAGAAUGGAAGUAGAGGAGUUGGUGCUCACAUUGGCUUUUCCAUUUGGUGAGCGUCUUUAUAGGGGAAUGAACUCUACUGGGAUCUUCGCAUUUCUCCCUACAGAGAUGGUUACGAACUUCCCCUUCAUAAUCCAGGCAGAUUUUCUUCUUGCGUCAUCAAGGGAAACCAUCCUUUUGGACAGCAAAUGGAACCUAGGGAUACUUGACUGUGUACCUACUGCUUUUAUGCAUGCAUUCAUUUCGCUGGUGAAAGCCACAGAAGGUGCUCCACUGUCCAGCCUGGCUUGCAUGUUUAAAUUCUUACCACUCAACAGCUCUUCCUAUCCAUUGCUGAAUGCUGUGAGGGAGAUUAUUAAAGCAAAACUGGUGAAUGAAAAUAUUGUUCCGUGUGAGUCAGACAUGGAGCAGAGGUUCUUCCAUAAACCCAAUGAAGUUGGCAGGCUAAUGCCUGCUUUCUGGAAUAUACUAGGAAAGGCAAGAGGGCAAGGGGUGAGCUUGCAUAAUCUCUCUUCGCAUGGAAGGUACAUACUAAGUUCUUCGUUUGAUGAAACAAAGUACGAUCAUGUAUUGGAUUUCUUGGGAGUGGAACCUGUUGAUGACGAAUGGUAUGCAAAGUGCAUCCGAAGUUCUAAUCUUGUGUCAGGAGUGUCUGAUGAUUUGUACUUGGAGCUGCUUCUAUUUCUUGCACAGAAAUGGCGGUCCAAUUUUCAGAAAACUAGCAUAAAGAACAUUCCCCUUUUGAAGUACAUUGAUCUUGAUGGGAAUGUGUCUUUGUGUAGUAUAGACGCCUCCAAGCAGCUAAGUAAGAGGGUGCUUCUAUCUCGUGACCAUCGCCCUAUCUCAUGGCUGAUUAAUUGGAACAGGGAACUCAAAUGUCCUGCAGUUUGCACAUUUCUACCCCAGUCAACACAGGAAGCUAUCCUAUUAUGUUGUACGAGACAGAUACUAUUGGAAUGGCUUUCAGACCAGGUGAAUGUUAAGGCUGUAAGUGUUUACGAAUAUGCGUGUCUAGUCAAUGAUUCACUCAGAAGUGAUAGAAAGCUUGUUAUCUCCUACGCCCAUUUCUUAUAUCAUUCGCUGUCAGAUAAAUAUAUGGCCGUUGGAGAUGUUAAUAAUUUGUGUGCUGCCAUGCCACUUGUUGAUAACUAUCGGCAGAUCACCACAGGUAAGAGAGGGGUGCUUGUCCCUGCGAAUGGAAGCAAAUGGGUUGGACUGUUUGGAUCAAAUCCUUGGAGAGAAGAAGGUUACAUUGAGCUUGCAGAAGACUAUUUGCAGUCUGGCAACUUUGCAGGUUUGUUUACCCCUGAAAAACAGCUUAUUGAGUUCCUCAAAAGUCAUCUCAGGGUCUCUGAUAUACCGGAUCUAUCUCCUCCCAAUGCCGUGAUUCCCUCCAUGUCUACUCUUCUAACGAAGCAAAACACAUUCUUGCUGUUGGAAUGGAUUAAAAAAAUGAGACUAAAGGGAGUUGGCUUUCCGUUGAAGUUUUUGACAUGCAUAAGGGAGGGAAGCUGGCUUAGGGUUUCGUUAAGUGGCAGUCCUGGAUGUAGGCCCCCAUCACAGUCAUUCUUUCCAUCCUCAUCAUGGGUACAACUUCUGCAGAAUGAUUUUGUGCAAGUUGAUAUUCCAAUAAUUGAUCAGAGUUUCUAUGGGGAUGAAAUUAGUAGCUAUAAGGAGGAGUUAAGAACGGCUGGCCUGAUGUUUGAAUAUGGGGAAGCAUGUCAAUUUAUUGCGAAGCAUCUCAUGUCUCUGGCAGCUUCCUCAACAUUAACCAGAGGCAAUGUGUUUGCCAUUCUAAAUUUUAUCAAGUUUUUGAGGGAGAAGUAUCUUCCUCCUGAAGAAUUUAUCUGCAAUGUCAAGGUAGGAAGAUGGCUAAGGACUUCCCAAGGUGACAAGUCCCCAGUUGGAUCUGUUUUGUAUGAUCUGGAGUGGAAAGCUGCAUCACAAAUCAGUGAUAUUCCCUUCAUUGAUCAAUUUUACUAUGGUGACAAAAUCCUCUGUUUCAAAACAGAACUGCAGCUGCUUGGUGUGUUAGUCAGCUUCAAUCAAAAUUUCCAGCUUGUUGCUAACCAUCUAAAAUCUUCAGCAUGCUUUGCUAGUCUGUCAGCUGAGGCUGUUAUUUUGAUACUGGAAUGUAUACAUCAUUUAAGAUCAUCCCACAAUAUUAUAAGUGCAGUCAAAAACCAGAAAUUCUUGAAGACAAACAUGGGCUACAAGUCUCCAGCUGAAUCCUAUCUAUUCAAUCCUGAAUGGGGUUGCCUUCUGCAGGUGUUCAAUAGCUUCCCACUUAUUGAUCACAACUUCUAUGGAGCAAGUUUGUUGAAAUACAUAAAUGAGUUGAAGCAGAUAGGGGUUAUGGUGGAUUUUGAGGAGGCAGCCAAAGCAUUUGCUCUCAUUUUUAAGCAACAUGUGUCAUUAUCCUCCAUCAGAAAAGAUCAAGUUAUUUCAUUCCUGGCAUGUUUCAGAAAUCUGAAAGGAACAGCUUUUAAAUUUCCAUUGGUUCUUAAGAACUGCAUUCAUGAAGUGAAAUGGUUGCGAACACGGCUUACUGAUUACAGAACGCCAAAAGAGUGCAUUCUUUUUGGCGCAGAUUGGGAAUCUGUCUCUCCAAUCUCGCUGCUUCCUUUCAUUGAUGAUAGUGACAUUUACUGUGGUAAGGACAUCUAUGAAUACGAGGAGGAGCUGAAGGGAAUGGGUGUUGUUGUUGAUUUCAAAGAUGGUUACAAGUUUGUGAUUUCUGGCCUAUAUUUACCCUCAAAUCCUAGCAGCAUAACUCCUGUGAAUGUAAAUUCAUUGCUGGAAUGCAUUAGGAAUUUCCUUAAAGAGCCAAAUGCGUCCCUUCCUGAUAAUUUUUUGAAGAAAGCUUCUCAGAAAUGGUUAAAAACUAAUGCUGGUUAUAGGUCUCCAGACAAGUGCUUGCUGUUUGAUUCGAGCUGGAGUUCUCUCUUGCAAUGGGAUGAUGGGCCAUUCAUUGAUGAAGAAUUUUAUGGUUCCAAAAUUAAAUCCUACAGAGAAGAGCUCAAAGCGUUAGGAGUUACUGUUGAUGUUAGAAGUGGGUGCCAGUUGCUUGCAAGCCACCUUGAUUCUCAUUCUAAGUUCACUACUAUUGUUCGUAUUUAUAAUUAUUUGAACGAGGUCAACUGGAUGCCCAUUGAUGGAAGCACUACUAAAAUUUGGGUCCCGAAUGGAAGUGACGACGGAGAGUGGGUAUGCCCUAAAGAAUGUGUGAUUCACGACAAGGAUGAUCUCUUUGGCACGCAGUUGCAUGUGCUGGAGAAAUGGUAUGAGAGGAAAUUACAGCACUUCUUCUCCAGUGUGCUGGAAGUGAAGAUCAAUCCUUCGGUAGAUGAUUACUGUAAGCUUUGGAAGGUAUGGGAAAGCACUGGACACAACGUGUCAUAUGCAGAAUGUUGUGCCUUUUGGGGGUAUGUUAUAAAGCACUGGAGUUCGAAGACCGAGAAAAGCCUUGCUGAGAACUUGUUGAAACUGCCUGUAAGUUCAGGGCCCGAAGGAAUUCUGUUGUUUGACAAGCGAGAUGUCUUCAUUGCCAAUGACCUUCAAUUGAAGGAUCUUUUUGAGCAGUCUUCUUCUCGUCCACUAUUUGUUUGGUUUCCUCAGCCAAGCUUGCCAUCCUUGCCACGGUCUAAACUGCUUGAAAUAUACAACGAGAUUGGUGUCAGGACUAUCUCUGAAGCUGUAACGAAAGAACUGUCUGUAGUGGAUGGACUUGAAAUGAAGCAGGUGAACCCGAGUGAUGUGUUAAUUGGAAAAGGGUUGUUCAGACUUAUUCUUAGUUUUCUAGCUGAUCUCUCUCUCAAAAUGGAAGGAGAGAAGAGGCAUGAAGCUGUGAGAUGCCUCUUUAAUCUUACUGUCCUAGAGACAGUAGAACCUAUUACAAUGGGAUACAGUUUGUCGCUGUCUUCAGGGGAAAUUGUGAAUGUGAGGGCAAGCCGGGUGAUACGUUGGGAGAGAGAGAAUUUGAAGCUGUUUGUGCAGAAAAUGGAUAGGUCAGGUGGACAGAAAAAUAUGAUCAAAUAUGCUACUUAUUUUUCUGAAGUAAUAUCUGAAGGAAUGCUAUGGGAGAAAGAAGAUCACAUAUCUCAGCUGGCUGAGCUGAUGAAGUUGGGCUACCUUCUCGAAUUUGAUGAGGAAGCCAUUGGGUUCUUGCUGAAGACCAAGAAUCUGCAGUUAUAUUCGGAGGACGAGGAGUUUCUCUCUUCUGCUUUGCCUUCUAAUUAACUAUGUUAUGAACUUUUUGUGCUUUUAAGUUUUCUAUUGCUGUUCUGUUUGGCUAUUUGGUUUACGUAUGGCGUGCUGUUAGAGUGAAAUAUGCUAGAUGUACCUAUUGCUCAAGGGAUUUCGUGUAGUAGUUUAUUAGUAACCUUUAUUUAUAGUACUUCUGGCCUUUGUUUCUUA